UAGAGUGCAGCGCAGGCCAGGGAGGCACCUGCAGUUUAAACACUAAACAAAAACGAGAUGACGAAUCGCAUCACACUUGCAUCACUUCCACUGAUCAAAAGAUGCAGCCCUUCCUAGUAUUACAAAAGGGGUGUCAUGUUGCCGUAUUCUGGAUUAAACUCUUAAUUGGAACCAAUUUGACUAAAUGUCAACUGAAUCUUGCUAAUUGGGAGCACCCUGAGGAUUACGACCAUCUACUUAAAUCUAAAUCUCUUCCUCUGAGGAUUAUCUUCCAAGAAACAUUCUGUUAAAGUCAUUCUGAGGAAUGCAGUGCCAAGUUGAUCACUAAUUAAUCUAAUUAAUGUUGUCCCGUAGAGUUCUGCACGUAUUUACUGUUUCUGAAAUGUGUAUUGUCUGUCUACUCUGUUGUGGGUCAUCUUCCAGAUAUUUCCUAAGGAAAAUCUUUUUGUGAAGAACACUGUAACCACCAGGCUGUCAGAUUCUCUUGAUGGCUAAAAUGUGUUAAUCAGGAAUUUAUAUGAUCAGUGUUCCUGUUUUAAAAUGUAUGUCAAGUAUUCAUUAAGGAACCCCAAAAUUAGAGAUCAGUCUUUCCUCAAUUUCUCGUAGGAUACAAUGUCUUGUACAGCGCCAGUGCCCCAGAUCGAAGUGGAUGAAUCUGUUGACCAUGGACAGGCCAGCUCAGCGGCCCCUCACGAUGAUCACCUCAGGAGCCUCAAGGCCCUGACCCAGAAGCUGAGGCUGGAGACCAGAAGGCCCUCGUAUCUGGAGUGGAGGGCUCAGGUGGAAGCACACAGCUCCAAGGACCUCAGACCACUGGAGGAUGAUGCUCCUAAAGAGGAGAAGAGAGUCAGUGAGGGGGCUGUAGGCUCCUUCAGACAGUCUCAGCGACACCUCCUCAGCAGCAGUGUGGUCAAGGAGGAGAGCCACAGCACAGGGAACCUGAAGGGCUUUCGGAAUAUUGAUGAAGCACUAAUCUGGCUCAGAAAGGAAUUGACUGAAAUGCGGCUUCAAGACCAGCAGUUGGCUCGGCAGCUGAUGCGCCUGCGUAGUGACAUCAACAAACUGAAGAUUGAGCAGACCUGCCACCUGCAUAGGAAGAUGCUCAACGACGCCACCUAUGAGUUGGAGGAGCGUGACGAGCUGUCUGACUUGCUCUGUGACUUGCCCCUCACUCCAGGGUUCAGCCUUUCCACCCCACUCAAGCUCAUUGGUGUCACUAAAAUGAACAUCAACUCACGCCGCUUUUCCCUUUGUUAGCCUUUCCAGCAUCCACGGAGACAUUACACUUCCUGUUUUCAAUCUGCGUUUGACUUCAUCACUUCUCUUUAAUGUAAAUGUGCUAUGCAGGUUAAUGGAGAUGGGAACUCUGUUCAGAAAGUAUUAAAACCAAGAUGGCAGGGCUCCCGAAUGGCGCAUCCGGUAAAGGCCCUCUGCGUGGAAUGCAGGACGUGUCCCAUAGCCUGGAGAUCACUGGUUCGAGUCGAGGCUAUUCCUAGGGAGUGGCACACAAUUGGCCGAGCGCCGCCUGGAUGUCCGCAGCUCACCACACAUCAGAGACCCCUGUAGACCUGCCGGGCGCCCGCAGGCCUGCCUGUAAGUUGCUCAGAGCUUCAUGGUCCUCUAAUGCUGUAGCUCUGAGGUAGCAGCAUGACUGGCCUCCAAAGUGAAAAGAAGCGGAUGGCUAACGGCACAUG
Molecule: messenger RNA, 1694 nt
Organism: Polyodon spathula (Mississippi paddlefish)
Lineage: Eukaryota; Metazoa; Chordata; Actinopteri; Acipenseriformes; Polyodontidae
Product: protein FAM167A-like
Exons: 3
Coding region: 613-1257 (214 amino acids)
Source: RefSeq, a predicted model, not a curated record